UAUGCUACUUGCGCCAAAACAUAGACGAAAAAGAAAAAAGGCUCUAAAAGCAAUCAUAAAUCUCCCCCUUAGGGUAGUGUGUAACACGGUAGCCUCGGUUUUGGGUCUUUUCGGCCCAUGUAAAGCUCCUGGAUUUUUGGUUCCUGAUCCCUUAUAAAUAUUCGCUCAACUCUUUGACUAUAUUUUUUAUUCAAUAUGUUAUCAUGACAUCAACGUGAAAGACUGUCCUCCCCUCCCUCCCCCCCUCCUCCCCCGUGCGUCACUCUCCGUUCCUAUCUGCCGACUGUAGUUCAAACUCCACCGUGACUCAGACCACGUUAUCUAUGAAUCUAUGGGGUUGGGUCUGGAGAUAUAAAGGGACCGGGACCAGUGUCCUCCCCACAGUCUCAGCCUCCUCCAUCUCUCACCACCAUGUGUACCGGGAAAUGUGCCAAAUGUAUCGGGAUCUCCCUGUUCCCCUUAUGUGCCGUCUCCAUCAUCUGCAAUGUGAUCCAGCUCUUUCCAGGAUGGGAUGUUAAAGCUGUAGAGAACUCAUCGGAACAGUUGACGCCAGAAGUUCUGUGGCUUGGAGGAGUGAUCGGAGGCGGAUUACUGGUGCUUGUUCCAGCCAUUCACAUCCAAGCCACCGGGCGAGAGGGCUGCUGCAAUAACCGCUGUGGGAUGUUCCUGUCCAUCAUCUUUGCCGCUGUUGGCGUUGUUGGAUCUCUCUACGGUUUCGUGGCGUCUGUGCUGGGGAUGGUGAGAGGACCGACGUGCUAUUUCAGUUACCACAAUGAAACUUCCGGCACAACCUCACAACAAUGGGGACGUCCCUUUGACUCUGAACUGAAAGAUUUCAGUGACAAAAAUUAUCUAUUCAACAAGACCAUGUGGGAUGCCUGUGAGAGCCCCAAGGGAGUGGCCGAGUUUAACAUCAUCCUGUUCUCUAUGGUCCUGGCUUCCACCGCCAUCUCUCUGAUCCUGUGCGCUGUUCAGAUGUUUAACGGUCUUUUCGGCUGCCUGUGCGGAACCUGCGGGAAAAAGGAAUAGAUGAUGAACCCAGCCGGUAACCAUGACAACUGACGCCCCCCACUGCUGACGUCAAAGGCUGGAUCCUUUGACAGCCCAUCCUGGUUGUUUGGAGAUGUCUUCCUGGUCGAACAUGUAUGAGGACUCCCAUGAGUCAGAAUGAAGGGAACCCCCCCCCCCCAGACUGACUCAUAUUUGCACUAUGGAUUCUGGGAGUCUGAUGUCUAUACAUUAUAGACAAGUUUAUAUUUUUUAUUUAUGGUUAAU
Molecule: messenger RNA, 1275 nt
Organism: Hyla sarda
Lineage: Eukaryota; Metazoa; Chordata; Amphibia; Anura; Hylidae
Product: transmembrane 4 L6 family member 5-like
Exons: 5
Coding region: 412-1029 (205 amino acids)
Cellular component (GO): membrane
Source: RefSeq, a predicted model, not a curated record